CCGGCUCUUGAAAUGCCUCCGGAGACGGAAUUCAGGCUCCCAGCGGAAUGCUUGAAAGGAAGUAGGACACAGAAAAGGGAAGGUGCCAGUGCUGGGAGCUGUCUCAAUGAGGUGUACACGCAGCUCUCCAUGUUAACUCCUGCACGUUCUUGACUCCUGUCAGCCACCCCACUGCCUCCUCGGACUGCGAUUGCGCAUGCGUACUGACGCCCCCACUGGCACAACGUGGGAGGAGGGAGUGGAAAUGAGACUGGGCCCAGCCGCUCGCGAGCACUCCCCGCCCUCCCCUGUGGUCGCUGGGUACGCGGCUUGCAACAACUCCGUGUGGAAGGGCAGCGCGGGCAGCGCGGCUGCGACAGAGGCCACCGCGGGAGGAGCCCAGAGCCCCGCCCCCAGGGAGGGGCGGUCCGCAGGUCUUUCCUCUACCCUCCACGGCCCCAACUCCAUGCCGGGGAUGCAAUUCCUCAGCAAGGAAGAAAUUUAGCGGUCCAGGCGUCAAUGGAUUGAGACUAAACCGAGGUCCUCCUUUAGGUCUCUGGGCCAGCAAGAUGCUGGAACGAGAAGCCGAGCCCGCCACUGCAGCCACCGAUCCUAGUCCUGCCGGCAAGGGACUAGUGACCAAAGGAGCUCCCCACCAGGGUUCGUCCAAGAAGCCCCACAAGUCGGCUACAGGGCCUGCUGCAUCCUCGGGGGCGCCGACUCGACCCCGCAGGCGGCCCCCGCCCCAGCGCCCGCACCGCUGCCCCGACUGUGACAAGGCCUUCUCCUACCCGUCCAAGCUGGCCACGCACCGGUUGGCACACGGAGGCGCCCGCCCUCACCCGUGCCCCGACUGUCCCAAGGCCUUCUCCUACCCCUCCAAGCUGGCAGCCCACCGCCUCACGCACAGCGGCGCCCGCCCACACCCGUGCCCUCACUGCCCAAAGGCCUUUGGCCACCGAUCCAAGCUAGCAGCCCACCUCUGGACCCAUGCGCCCACCCGCCCCUACCCGUGCCCUGACUGCUCCAAGUCCUUCUGCUACCCCUCCAAACUAGCUGCCCACCGACACACACACCAUGCCACGGACGCCCGCCCCUAUCCUUGCCCACACUGUCCCAAGGCUUUUUCAUUCCCCUCCAAACUGGCCGCCCAUCGCCUAUGUCACGACCCCCCCACCGCGCCGGGUGGCCAGGCCACCGCCCGGCACCACUGCUCCAGCUGUGGCCAGGCCUUUGGUCAGAGACGCCUCCUGCUCCUUCACCAACGCAGCCACCACCCGGCCGAGAGUCAGGGGGAGCGGGAGUGAGCCCCCCUGGGCUCACUGGCCCCCUCUGCCGGUGGCCCGAGGAAAUAAAGAGGUGGUUCUAAACCGGGCGGCACAGACUUGCCUCUUCUAGUUGACCGCGAGGUUGGCGCCUCACACUGCGCUGACUUAAAGGGCAAAGAAACACUUUGCUCACCCGUUUGGGGGAAGGGAAGGUGUCACCCACUGGGAGCUAAUCCGCCCCAGCGUGGCCCUGGAGCUGUGGUGUGAACAAAUUGGUUCUGGUUGUUCCCGACUAUUGAUUUGGCUAAGGUAGGAAGUCUGCUCGCAUGGUGGGUUGGUGAGGAGUUCGGGGAAACAGGCUCUGUCCUUAAGUUAACUGGCGCCUCUAUGUUGGCCGUUUGUAUCUGUAAAAUACUGAAACACACACAUGCUCGUGUCAACUAUUCCACUUCUAGGAAUUUAUCGUAUAAAUGCAAGUGCAUGAGCAAGGCACGAGGGCAAGGACGUUCACUGCAUCGCAGUGGCUGUGCCCAAAGGGGGGGAGAACCUGAGUGUUCGUCACCAGACCAGCUAGUAAAUGACAGCACCACCGCAGAAUGGAAGGUGUAG
This is a messenger RNA of Phyllostomus hastatus (greater spear-nosed bat), 1856 nucleotides long. RefSeq names its product zinc finger protein 575 (gene ZNF575). The coding region runs from base 549 to 1286 and encodes 245 amino acids. The record is from RefSeq and is a predicted model, not a curated record. The transcript has 5 exons. Gene Ontology annotation, cellular component: nucleus. NCBI's taxonomy places the organism in Eukaryota, Metazoa, Chordata, Mammalia, Chiroptera, Phyllostomidae.